Procambarus clarkii (red swamp crayfish) is the source of this 924-nucleotide messenger RNA. Its product is annotated as endocuticle structural glycoprotein SgAbd-1. The record is from RefSeq and is a predicted model, not a curated record. Lineage: Eukaryota; Metazoa; Arthropoda; Malacostraca; Decapoda; Cambaridae.
CCUUCCUCCUCCUCCUCCACGAUCCUACAACACUCUCCAACAUGAAUAUCCUGUUGUUAGCCGUGCUCCUUCCCGCCUGCCUGGCCGACAAGCCCUCCAGCAGUCAUGGUCAUUCCUUCUUCCGACUGCCGUCUCACUCUGGCGAGUCUAGCGAGGAGACCUUCAUCCGACGACCUGUCUUCUCACCCCGCCCUCCGCUCCGUCCGGUCUCCGCCCCGCGUCAAGCCCCAAGGUCCACUUUCCCUGCUCCAAGGCUUUCACCCCAAUCUCCCUUCGCCCCACGCCCAGCAGCCCAAUCCAGCUUCUCCGCCCCACGCCCAGCAGCCCAAUCCAGCUUCUCCGCCCCACGCCCAGCACCCCGGCCCAGCGCCUCCCCACGCUCAUCACCACAGCCCAGCUACUCUGCCCCUCAGCCAUCCUACCAGCCCUCGGGGCCCGUCGUCCCCAUCCUGGUUGACGAGCGCGUCCAUCCCGACGGCGGAGCUUACAGCUUCCUGAUUGAGACUGGCGAUGGCCUCAAGUGGCAGGAAACUGGAAGACCUAUUCCUGGCGAAGAAGGACCCGUCAGCGCCGCCUCCGGCUCAUAUUCCUUCACCCUCCCCGACGGCCAAGUGUUCCAGCUUAGUUAUGUGGCCGAUGAGAACGGGUUCCAGCCCGAGUCCCCAUUCCUGCCUGUGGCGCCCGAGUUCCCCCACCCCAUCCCCGCCCACGCCCUCGAGCAGAUCGAGCGUGGGCGUCUGGAACACGAGGCUCGCGCCCGCGGUGAGCUGCGUCAGGCACCAGCCAGGGGCUAUGGCGCCCCUCCACAAUAAUUCUGAGCCCUCCAGAUGAACCUCUUAUUGAAACAUUAACUUUAAGGGAAAGCUAUUUAUUGCGGUUAUUUAUUUGGAAAAUAUAAUAUAAAAAUAUACUGAAUGAACUUUU